AGAAGUCCGCUUCCGACGUCCGCAGAAGGGAAGGGUUUCGUAGCUGUAGACCCAACCAACUGGAGGCCAGGCCCGGGUCUUACAGAGCAGUGACACGCUGAGGAACGUGGAUCCACUCCCAGCGUAGUGCAGGUCAAGGGCAGCUUUGCCUGUGUAUCCUAAACACUGCUCUUCUGCCAGUCUUAGCCUUCGUUAUGGAGUCUAUAGCUUUAUAGAAAUCUCACCCGAAACGAACCUUACGGGCUUUCUUUCCUAGUCCUCUCUAAUGCAAACUGCCAUCAAGGAGAUUUUGUCAUAUGGACUCCUGCCGGGUUACUUUCCUACUAAAACUCUCUGUAUCUCUCAUGACGCCUGGGUCACCUCCAGACUUAGGUAUAUAAGACUUUUUUAAGCCAGCCUCGUAUAGUGAACGAUGUCCUUGAAUACGUGAGCUCCUGCCUCUUUCCCAGAUGCUUGAAUUAUAGGCUUGCAACAGCGUUCCCAGCUUCUGCAAGUUUUUAAUUACCAGGCACUAUUUCUGAACACGUGAGCUAAAUAAAACAGGGAUGAAGAAGAAGUCUGGUCUUGUGGAGUGUAUGCACAUGCAGACAGCAUCUGGUCCUGAGCAGCAUGGCUGUGCCUGGUGUCAGACUGCUCACAGGUGCUCUAAGGAAGCCAGAUGCCUGGACCAGACUCUGGGGUGUGAUUCAGGGGACAUCAUCACACAAACUUUGUGCUUCCCGGAACCGAUACUUGUAUUUUUCCAGUACCAAGUUAAACACAUCAAAUUAUAAAACACUUUUCCGCAACAUCUUCUCUCUGCGACUCCCAGAGCUUUUAGUAUCUCCAGAAUGUUAUUUUCCAUUUUCUAUACGACUCAAAAGCAAUAUAAACUCCAAAAAGUCUACGAAAAAGACCCUGCAAAAAGAGGCAGACGAAGAGGACUCCGACGAGGAGAGCAGUUACCCCGAGAGGAGCGAGCAGGAGGAGGAGCUUGAGAGUGAGCCUGGUGUGGUGAAGGACUACAAAGACCUAGAAAAGGUGGUGCAGUCUUUCCGGUACGACGUCAUCCUGAAGACGGGCCUUGACGUGGGGAGAAACAAAGUAGAAGAUGCAUUCUACAAAGGUGAACUCAGACUGAAUGGGGAGAAGUUGUGGAAGAAAAGCAGAACGGUGAAGGUGGGAGAUACCUUGGAUCUCAUCACUGGAGAGAACAAAGAGACAGGAACAGAGGUGGUGAUGCGAAUCCUCCUGAAAAAGGUCUAUGAAGAGAAGACUGAGAACGACAAGCACCGGGUGGUGUUGCGCCGAUGGAAGAGCUUAAAGCUGCCUAAAAAGACUUUGUCCAAAUAAACAUCACCUCUCCCACAGGCUGCCUCCUAAUUGUCAGGGGGUGGAGGAGCAUAAAAAGAGGACGGUUUUACUAAAAUAAAAGUUCUCCUGUCA
Messenger RNA from Mus caroli (Ryukyu mouse), 1425 nucleotides. It is a transcript of the gene Mtres1, whose product is annotated as mitochondrial transcription rescue factor 1. Gene Ontology annotation, biological process: regulation of mitochondrial transcription. Gene Ontology annotation, molecular function: RNA binding. The record is from RefSeq and is a predicted model, not a curated record. NCBI's taxonomy places the organism in Eukaryota, Metazoa, Chordata, Mammalia, Rodentia, Muridae. Gene Ontology annotation, cellular component: mitochondrion.